Messenger RNA from Chiloscyllium plagiosum (whitespotted bambooshark), 2149 nucleotides. The record is from RefSeq and is a predicted model, not a curated record. Lineage: Eukaryota; Metazoa; Chordata; Chondrichthyes; Orectolobiformes; Hemiscylliidae.
GAAGCAGCCGGAUCUCUGGAGUGUCUGACUCUGUCUCUGCUUCCACAUGACGAUGGGGAUUACUCCUUAUCUCUGUGUCCUCCUGCUCUGUCUGACAGGUGUCCGCUCUCAGAUCGUGCUGACACAGCCUGAGUCAGUUGUGAAAAAGCCGGGGGAGUCUGUCAGACUGACCUGUACAGUGAGUGGGUUUAGCCUGGAUGACUACUGGAUGCACUGGGUGAGACAGGUCCCUGGGAAAGGGCUGCAAUGGUUACUUAAUUACAAGCAAGGUCGCACCAGUAGCUACGCGCCUGGAAUUCAAGGCAGAUUCGUCCCUUCAAGAGGCUCCACCACAGUCGCCUACCUCGACAUCAGCCAGUUGAGAGUGGAUGACACUGCCAUGUAUUACUGUGCAAGAGACACACUGAGAGCAAACAGAGCACAGUGGUAUUAUCUUGACUACUGGGGGAGCGGGACCUUCCUGGAAGUGACUUCAGAUGUCCAGAUCAAACCUUCCGUUUAUGCUUCCAGUACUUACCGUGAGACAAGCUCCAACCAAGAUGAGAUCAGCCUCCUCUGUCUAGUCAAGGAUUUCCAGCCCAAGAGCAUCGAUCAGACAUGGUCCAGUGACAAUAGAGUGAUCACAACUGGAGUCAUUAACUAUCCAGCAGUCUUGGGGCAAAAUAUGACAUACACAAUGAGCAGUGUGAUCAAAGUCUCUGCAUCCGAAUGGGAUGCCAACAAGGUCUACCAUUGCAAAGCGGGUUACAAGUCAGAUGAAAUGGUGACAGCCGAGAUCAAAAAGCCGACACCUCAGGCUCCCCACGUCUUCUCUGUUGUUCCAUCCCCGGAAGUUGUCUACAAUCAAACUACUGCUGCCUUGGGGUGCAUGCUAUCUGGAUUCUAUCCUGACAGUGUACAGGUUUCCUGGUUUAAAGCUGGAGUCCGCCAAUCGGGUACCAAACUCCCUUCCAAAAAGGGAAAAGGCAAUAUGUUUGAAACAAUCUCUUACCUGACUGUACAGGUGGCAGAUUGGAAGAAAGGGGAUGAAUACACUUGUGAAGUGAUCCAUGAGGCUACAAGCUUCAAUACCAGGAUCAACAUGAAGUACCAAGAGGAAAUGUCUCUAUUUCUCCAAAAUCCUUCCAUGGAAGAGCUUUGGAUCAACAAGACUGCCACCUUGGUAUGUACAGCAGUCUGUUCUGAUCCCAGCCAAGUCCGGAUCACCUGGAAUGUAAAUGGGAAGCAGAGAAGUGAAGGGGUUACAGCUCAGCCACAGAGAGAGGAAGGCACCCAGUACAUCAUCAUCAGCCAACUCCGAACCACAGCAGAAGAGUGGGAGAACGGGAUGGAGGUUGUGUGCUCUGCUCAAAAUGAUCCCUCAUCCUCACCAGUUACAAAACGGUCACGGAGUGUAAGAGUUCCGCCAAAACAUCCAGAGAUCAGACUGUUGCCUCCACUGGCCCAAGAGAUCAAGAAUCAGAGCAGAGUUACACUAGAGUGUGUGAUCACUGGAUUUUACCCGGACAGCAUACAGGUCUCCUGGGAGAAGGAUGGCAGCCUGACCUCCUCCAACACCCGUGCUGGCCCCACUGCUCUGGAGCAGACAGAGACAUUCAGUGUCAGGCACUACCUGAAUGUGAGAACAGAGGAGUGGAGGAAAGGCUCAGUCUUCACCUGUGCAGUGAGUCAUCCACCCUCCAACUUUAACAUCAGGAAGGAGGUGAAGAAUGUCCAAGAAAUAUCAGUUUUUAUUCGCAAUCCUUCUAAGGAAGAGGUUUGGAUCAACCGGACUGCUACUGUGUUGUGUACGGCAGUCUGUUCUGAUCCCAGCCAGAUCCGGAUCACCUGGAAUGUGAAUGGGAAGCAGAGAAGUGAAGGGGUUACAACGCAGCAACAGAAAGAGGAAGGCACCAAAUACAUGGUCAUCAGCCAACUCCGAACUACAGCAGAGGAGUGGGAGAAUGGGAUGGAGGUUGUGUGCUCUGCUCAAAGUGGUUCCUCCUCUUCUCCCGUGUCAAAACGAACAAGGAGCAUAAAAGCUCCACCAAAAAGUCCCCAAGUCAGACUGCUGCCUCCUUCAGCCCAAGAGAUCAAGAAUCAGAGCAGAGUUACACUCGAGUGUGUGAUCACUGGAUUUUACCCGGACAGCAUACAGGUCUCCUGGGAG